This is a messenger RNA of Cynara cardunculus var. scolymus (artichoke), 814 nucleotides long. RefSeq lists its product as uncharacterized. Lineage: Eukaryota; Viridiplantae; Streptophyta; Magnoliopsida; Asterales; Asteraceae. The transcript is spliced from 2 exons. Bases 92 to 598 code for a protein of 168 amino acids. The record is from RefSeq and is a predicted model, not a curated record.
AAUCGCACCCUCGUACCUGUUCUCGACAUAACUUCCCAUCUCCACCAACACUUUCUCUCUCUUAGGGUUUUCAAACAUUCACCACCGGAAAAUGGCGACGGAAGCUACUAACGGUGCAGCGGCCGCCGAGAUCAACGGAGCGCCCGCGGAGAAGGCAGUCACGUUCUCGUCCUUGAAACCGCAGUUGUUCGUGGAGUCGUCAAAGGCCACCGAUGCCGUUGCGUUCUACAAAGCUGCGUUUGGAGCCGAGGAGGUGAAUCGCGUGAGUCAUCCCAAGCGGAAGGCUGAUCAGGAGCUUCCGAUACUUCUAUCCGCUGAGAUCAAGCUUGGUAACUCUAGUAUUCUCAUUUCUGACCUCACUGACGAUUGUACAGCCCCCGUUAAAUCAGUGGGUACGGGUCUGGUGUUCUGCCUGGAGACUGAAGACAUUGAAGGUGCUGUGGACAAGGCAAUAAAGGCUGGUGCGGUUGCCGAGGGUGAGAUUAGCGAGGGUGAAGGCGCGUGCUGUGGUGGGCGCGUGGGUAAGGUGAAGGACCCAUAUGGCAUUGUCUGGCUCAUCUGCACUCCUGCUAAAAAGUGUGUUAACGUGGAAGCAUAGACGACGUCGGAUUCACAGCGUUUCUAAUUUGCUGUUUGUCUUUAUGAUCUUUCCUUUAAUUAAUUAGUAAGCUUUUUUAUUCGGUGAACACUGCAUGUUUACAAUCACUAGUUGCAGUAAAUGGAUAGGAUUAUGAGCGGUGUCGAUUGGUAUUUUGAUAUCUGAACAAUGGAUUAUGGCACUUUUUAACCAACAGAUGACACAAUCUUAUCUCAA